CAGGUUUGUACCCUUUAAGAAAUCACCAUGAACUUCAGCAAACUGUUUGCAAUUGUCCUGUUGGCCGCGCUGGCCUUUCUCGGACAAACCGAGGCUGGUGGUCUCAAAAAGUUUGGAAAGCGUUUGGAAAGAGUUGGCAAACAUGUCUUCGAAGCUACGGCUAAGGCAUUGCCUGUGGUUGCUGGAAUUAAUACACUUGGACCAAAAUAGUUCUUUGAAAAAUGGAUUGUUUGAAAAUGUGGCACUCUAAAUAAACAUUAUUCAAAAAUUAAA
Molecule: messenger RNA, 273 nt
Organism: Culex quinquefasciatus (southern house mosquito)
Lineage: Eukaryota; Metazoa; Arthropoda; Insecta; Diptera; Culicidae
Product: cecropin-A2
Exons: 2
Coding region: 28-210 (60 amino acids)
Biological process (GO): antibacterial humoral response; defense response to Gram-negative bacterium; defense response to Gram-positive bacterium
Cellular component (GO): extracellular region
Source: RefSeq, a predicted model, not a curated record